AUGGCGCCCUCACGCACUCGCCUGCCAUGGCUUGCCGUCCUCCUCUCACUGCUUGUCUUUUCCGCGCUUGCUGUUGACGGCAGCGACGCCAAACAAGUCGCAGAGGAAAACCUUGCUCCACGUGGGCCCUUUCAGGACGACCCUCGCGAUGACACGGCUGCGUCUAUCCACUCUGCCGUCAACAAACACGCAAGCAUCAGCCAAGAGCGCGUCUCCGGUGCCAGAGCGAUCGUUGCUGAAGCCAUCAGAAAGGUGGCUGCGUCAAACAAGGAGCGCCGCGACAAUCCGCAAAGGAACGUGCGGUCUGCCGACGCGGCAAGUACCUCGCACGCUCGCCGAGCUGCCAGGCAACAUUCUUACCAUGUCACGUCGGACGUUGCCGCUGCUGCGGCGCUUGUCGCCGAGUUAGACGCUGCUGAUGAGUACGCCAAGGGCACUUUGCACAAGGACUACUCCCGAUUUGGCGCGUUCAGCAAGCGGCAGCCGCUGGAAGAGCGAGCGGGAGGCUACUGGAUGGCGAGUCUCGAGAACCUCGGGACGCAGCCGUUUGGCCGUGAUUCUACGUACAAGGUUUUCCGCAAUGUCAAGGACUAUGGUGCCAAGGGGGACGGAGUUACGGAUGAUACCGCUGCCAUUAACAAAGCCAUUACUGACGGCAAGCGCUGUGGUGAAAACUGCUACGGCUCGAGUGUGACGGGCGCUGUAGUCUAUUUCCCCCCAGGAACGUACCUCGUCAGUGGCUCGAUUAUAUCGUACUUUCAUACGCAGCUCGUCGGGGACCCGACCAAUCUCCCCGUCAUUAAAGCCGCUGCCUCCUUUGUCGGGCUCGGUGUCAUUAGCACCGACGUCUAUGUUCCCAAUGGCGGCACGGGUAUCGAUGGCAACUCCAAGGAAUGGUACAUCAACACGGCCAAUUUCUACCGUCAGAUUCGCAACUUCGUCAUCGAUAUUACUGCAACAGACCAGGGUGCAUACGUCGCAGCUCUGCACUACCAGGUCGCGCAGGCGACGAGCCUGACCAACAUCAAGUUCAUCGCUUCGCAGAAUGCCGGCACGACCCAGCAGGCUAUUUACGCCGAAAACGGUAGCGGCGGCUUCAUAAGUGAUUUGACCUUUGAAGGUGGUGCAUUCGGUAUCUAUGGUGGAAAUCAGCAGUUCACUGCUGCGCGGCUGCAAUUCGUCAACUGCGUUACCGCUAUCAAACUCAUUUGGGAUUGGGGCUGGGUCUGGAGAGAGAUUAGCAUCUCCGGCUCACAAACUGGCAUCAGCCUUCUUUCGGAAGACGGCGUACACCACACCGGCUCUGUCUUGGUGCAAGACUCGACCUUCACGAACACCAAAACCGCCAUCCUUACAUUUACGCCCGUUGCAACGAAGAAGGCGGGCACAGCUGGCAUCACACUGGACAACGUCGCCUUUUCCGGCGUCACCGCGGCCAUUGCCGACAACGCCGGUAAGACCUGGCUCGCUGGCAGCGUGGGCAAGGUCGAUACGUACACCAUUGGGCCGGCCUUCUUCAGCGGCGCCGGCAGCGGUAACUUCACGCUUGGCACUACGUCAAGCACACCUCGUCUCCAAACCCUCACGGGGGCGAGCAACGGGCUCCCUAAGACGCCGUACUUCUCGAGGCAGAAGCCGCUUUACGUGGGAGCUACUAUUGUGCAGAUGAAGAAGUAUGCGAAGGGGGACGGCGUCACGGACGAUACAGCCGCCUUCCAAAGCGUCAUCAACCAGUACGCCGGGACCGGGACCGUGAUCUUUGUGGAUGCCGGUUCGUACAUCCUCACUGACACCAUCAACGUCCCCUCCGGAACCAAGAUUGUUGGUCAAUGCUGGUCUCAGCUCGUCGCCUCUGGCGCCAAGUUCCAAGACGCCUCCAACCCCCGCGUUCUUUUCCGCGUCGGCGCGGAGGGCGGCGAGACCGGAACCGUCGAGAUCCAAGACCUGCUCUUCACCACGAAGGGGACCACCGCCGGACUCGUGGCCGUGGAGUGGAACAUGGAGGCCAGUGCCCAGGGUACCGCGGCCAUGUGGGACUGUCACGUCCGCAUUGGCGGAGCGGCCGGCACUGAUCUCUCCGUUGCCGACUGUCCGGCCGUGACGUCCGGCACGGACCAGAAGUGCAUCGCGGGCUCCAUGAUGUUCCACAUGACAAGCUCUGCCAGCGCUUAUAUCGAGAACAUGUGGCUUUGGACGGCAGAUCACGAUCUCGACGAUGCCAACAUGACCCAGACAUCUGUGUAUGUUGCCCGCGGCAUGCUGGUCGAAAGCGUCAAGCCCGUUUGGCUGUAUGGCACCGCUUCGGAGCACGCCGUAUUCUACCAGUACGAGUUCUACCGGGCCCAGCAAGUCCUCGCCGCCAUGAUCCAGACCGAAAGCCCGUACUACCAGCCAAACCCGCUCCCUCCGGCGCCUUUCCAAAACGCCGUUGGCGCAUUCCACGGAGACCCCGACUUGGACUGCCCGGACGGCCAACACGAAGGCUGCGAUGCGUCCUGGGCACUCCGCAUGGUCUCCUCUUCCAACAUCACAAUCGCCGGCGCCGGGCUGUACUCGUGGUUCCAGACAUAUUCCCAAACCUGCGUCGAUACGCAAAAUUGCCAGCUGUCCCUGGUGCAGCUGAAAGACAACUCGGGUGGCAUCCACCUCUGGAACCUCAUCACCAUCGGCGCCUUGAAAAUGAUCAGCUCCGAUGCCGGAGAUGCCCAUACCGACAUCAGCGCUCUGGACUAUACCAACGUGGACUACCACCCUUACUGGAGCCAGGUAUCUCUUUUCGAGCCGCCCAGCGUCCCUGAUGAUGGCGGGGAAGGCGGCAAUGUCAUCUACGUUCCUACGACGAUCUGGGCCCCCGGCGGCGCUGCCACGGCCUCGUGCAUCCCGCCUUGCACGCUGGUGCUUCCUCCUUCGUUGCUUGGGUCUACGACAACCAUAUCGUGGCCGCCUCUCGUCACGACGUUGUUGUCCUCAGCAGCUGGUGGCACCAUCCGGACCAUCACCACGACCAUCUCCAUCCCAGCCAUCACCACGACCGCCAUCGACUGGUGGCCCGUGACGGUCAAAUCCGGAGAUCCCACUACCGCUGUGAUUACGCCCGUGCAGAGCGUAAAGCCUCCUCCGACCCACAUCACCCUACCGCCCAACGUAGCAACCGCACCUCCGACCCCGAUCCCUGAGUACUCCAACGGGAGCCCGGUCUCUUCCUCCAGUUCCACCACGACGACGAUCUUGCCCAUCUUCUUCCCCACGUCGCACCCCGUCACAAUCCAGCCCCAGCCGACUGUUUCCGUUUCCCUACCAACCAAGGAGCCCGUGACAACCACUUUGCCUCCAUCGACGACGACGUUCGGCUCCUCGACAAUCACCUACCCUCCCGUCACCACAACAAAGAGCGACACUGGGCCGGUAGUCACCUAUACCAGCGCCAAGCCUGCCUCCACCUCGGAGGCGGAGGCGGAGGCGGCGGGGGAGGUUGUGGACUUUUCGGAUGCGGCGGCGGCUGCUCGAUCUUUGGCUGUGGCGGAGGCUGCGGCUUGUUUGGAUGCGGCAGCGGCUGUGCGCCCAUUAUUGGGUGCCCUCCCGGAAAUCAAUGCCCCCUUAACAAAUGCGGCGGUCCCGGGUGCAAGAACGGAGGUUGCGGAACUCAGCCUGAGGGGGACUACGAACUGCCAUCCGUACGCGCAGUGCGAUGCCACCGACAAGACGACCACCAGCACCAUAACCGAGCCGGAACCCUCGUUCGGAACCGUCUCCGUGACCGUCUCCAACCGCGGCAUGGGCCGGCAGCCGGCAAGCCUCGUCAACUCGCUCGCGUCGCAGGUCAUCAGCGAUCAGUACAGCUGGGACCUAACGCGCUUCGGCGCGAUGCCGACGGGCGGCGACGGCGGCGACGGCGGCAAGACGGUGCCCACGGGACCAAACGGAGUACAGGGCGUGUACUGGACCUGGUUCAUCUCCCGCAGCCUGAGCACCGGGGCGUACGGCCUGGGCACGUACAGCGACCGGCCGAACGACCAGUGCACCAACACGGGGGAGUGGACCGAUCCCCACUACCAGGUGUCCGAGUGGAUCUACGACGUCCAGGUUCUCACCGUCUUUGGAGACUCGUCGUGUUCCUACAAGUCCAACGAUCAGAGUCUGAACCACAAGGCAGGCGAUCUUUUGGGCACGAUCACCUGCACCAAGUGGAAGGACGCCAAGUGCUACAAGGAUACGCCCGGCUCUGGUCAGAAGUGUCCUAACGUUAAUGACUAUGAUUUCCCGAUGGCGUACUGCAACUGGGACUGA
This is a messenger RNA of Dichotomopilus funicola, 4287 nucleotides long. RefSeq names its product pectate lyase superfamily protein-domain-containing protein. Gene Ontology annotation, molecular function: polygalacturonase activity. The record is from RefSeq and is a predicted model, not a curated record. The transcript is spliced from 11 exons. The coding region runs from base 1 to 4287 and encodes 1428 amino acids. NCBI's taxonomy places the organism in Eukaryota, Fungi, Ascomycota, Sordariomycetes, Sordariales, Chaetomiaceae.